Perognathus longimembris pacificus (Pacific pocket mouse) is the source of this 1383-nucleotide messenger RNA. Its product is annotated as transcription initiation factor TFIID subunit 13. Gene Ontology annotation, biological process: transcription by RNA polymerase II. Gene Ontology annotation, cellular component: transcription factor TFIID complex. NCBI's taxonomy places the organism in Eukaryota, Metazoa, Chordata, Mammalia, Rodentia, Heteromyidae. The coding region runs from base 17 to 391 and encodes 124 amino acids. Gene Ontology annotation, molecular function: protein heterodimerization activity. The transcript has a single exon. The record is from RefSeq and is a predicted model, not a curated record.
UCGGCGGGCUCCGGGAAUGGCCGAGGAGGAGGAAGACCCCACCUUUGAGGAGGAAAAUGAAGAAAUUGGAGGAGGUGCAGAAGGUGGACAGGGUAAAAGAAAGAGGCUUUUUUCAAAAGAAUUACGUUGUAUGAUGUAUGGAUUUGGGGAUGACCAGAAUCCUUAUACUGAAUCAGUGGACAUUCUUGAAGACCUUGUCAUAGAGUUCAUCACUGAAAUGACUCACAAAGCAAUGUCAAUCGGAAGACAAGGUCGAGUGCAAGUUGAAGAUAUUGUCUUCUUGAUUCGAAAAGAUCCAAGAAAAUUUGCUAGAGUUAAAGACUUACUUACUAUGAAUGAAGAAUUGAAACGAGCUAGAAAAGCAUUUGAUGAAGCAAACUAUGGAUCUUGACACUUUUGAAAUUUCACUAUCUUCUGUGGAAACCAUACAUAAUGACUGUGUAUUUUCUUCAGGGUUAUCCUGAUAUCUAAGCAUGUAAGUGAAAGAUUGAGAAAGUCUUUAUUUUCAUGUCCUUAAUUUUAGAGUUACACUUAAGCCUUUAAUUUCCUGCCUCUAUAUGAAUGUACUUUAAUUCUUUAUUGGCUUUUAAUGACUAUAUGUAUCUUAAAGUGUUGUAAAUCAUGCUGUAUUUAUGUGUUAGGUAGAUUUGGGCCACUGUAAGCUAUAACUGUAGCUUUUAAUAUGUGAAAUGGAGAUGUCCUUUCUUGACUCUUAAGCUGAGACAGUGUUUCAUGUGUUCUGAAAUUUUUAGACAACAGUGGCAUGAGGUUAUUAAAAAUAGUGAAUUGGUUUGUGUUUCUUUUAAGGAGAUGACAUGGGAAAACAACUCAUGGGGAAGGAUGUUUAUCUGUCUUAAGAUAAUUUGUUUUAAUAUUCUUUUGUAAAGAUAACAAGGUUUUUUUUAAGUUUCACAUCAUGCUUCUGUGUUUAAAUUUUAAAACCUUAUUGAACUUAUAACAUACUAUUAAAUUUUGGGAGAUCUCAUUUUCCCAGAUCAGAAUAAAGCAUCUAAAAAUAAAUGGUUUCAGCAGUAAGAAUGGCAGGGCUUAAAAAGUUGAUGGCAGGGUAGGAAUUGGGGUAAAGUUUUAUUAGCAUAUCUGUAAGUACAUGUUUGAUGUGGAAAUGUCUUCUUGAUUAGAACCACAUGUAGCUACAAACCACUUUUGUAGUUCAGAUUAUACAAGCUUUUUGAUUACAGCUUAUUGCAUUAAGUUAUUGUACUUAGCUUAAAAUAAGGAUUAAAAUUGCAUUUAGAGAUCACUGAAUGUUAUUUUUUGUGAAACAACUUUUUGGUGGCAAUUGUAAACUAUCUUAAAAUCAGUAAUUUGAGAAAUUUUACUUUUUUCUAUUGAUGUAAGGAAUAAAGUUUGAAAAAUUAAACU